Molecule: messenger RNA, 2471 nt
Organism: Penaeus vannamei (Pacific white shrimp)
Lineage: Eukaryota; Metazoa; Arthropoda; Malacostraca; Decapoda; Penaeidae
Product: G patch domain-containing protein 3
Biological process (GO): positive regulation of DNA-templated transcription; negative regulation of RIG-I signaling pathway; negative regulation of type I interferon production
Molecular function (GO): nucleic acid binding
Source: RefSeq, a predicted model, not a curated record
AAAAUACACACUUUCCGAUUCACGAAAUUAAAUAAUCUCAUUAAAAGUAAAUAGAAUAGGAGAGAAAUAAUGACACAGGUAAAAAAAAAAAAUCCUGAUGUGAAUUACAUGGAGCCACAUAAAAGAUACAAAGCCAAAACUUGAAGGCAACUCAGCAUUCGCAGAAAGUAAACAUUGGAGGAAGAUACGAAAGACGUUUCCUCAUUUGGAAUCAUGCAUUUUGUGGUUGCAAACAUCCCAGAAGUAUUCCGAACACCAGAUUUACGUAAUUAUUUCUCGCUGUUCAUAGAAAAAGAAGCAUUUAUCUGCUUCCACUUCCGACACCGUCCCUGUAAACAGUUUCGAGAACUCCUUCUCUCCAUCAGUCACAGUCAAAAUGAAAGCGAAACAGAUAUCCAAAGUGCGUCGAGUAAGGUUAAGGAAAAGGAAAAUACUCCAGAUGAAGAUGAGACUAUGCCAGUGAAUGAGUCAGACACCACCGAUGCAAAUGACAGACCAAACGCAACUCACUGGCUCUCCUCAGGUCUCUCUGGUCUCUCUUCAUUAAUCAAUGAAAAAAAGAAAAAGGCGCAGGAAUCAAAAAGUGGGUUCGAAAAGAUGGGAAUUGAUAAAUCUUUGGAACUGGGAUCUGGUAUACAUAAAGAAGAAAUUACAAAAGAAACAGCAGGGCACAGUCCAGCAGAAAUCUCAAGUAUAUUAAAAGUGUUGGAAGUCCUUGAGUGUGCAAAGGGAACAUGUUCUGUCGUAAAUGUUAAAGACUCAAAAGCUAAAGGUUUUAUGGAGUUUUACAAUAAUAAGCAUUUUGUGGACAGAGACGGUAAUGUUCAUCCUUUGAAGUGCCUUAUUCACAGAUUGGAUUUAAACAAAAAUGUACUGAAAGAAGAUGAUUACAUGACUAGGAAGGAGCGUAAUUCCAAGCGACUCAACUGCACGACAGCAGUUGACCUGAUAGAAUUCCAUCCACCCCCUCUCAUGCCUCAGGGAAACAUUGGCACACCAACCAUGCACUUCCAGUCCCUUAUCAGGUCGUGUGAGUUGCCAGGAUCCAUUAUCAAAAAACUCGGGCUAGUAUUUCCACGGAGCAAAGGCAAAAAGAAAUAUGGACAAGUACCCUUUAACUAUGGCACUGAAGUCAUCAAACCCAAGAACUCAACUGAUACAGGAGAUGGUGUGGCAUUCACUGCAUCAGGUCAUCUGAUACCAUCAUCUGCUGAUUUUACAAAAGUGAUGAAGAAACUAGGUCAGAGAAAGAGAAGUCGUCAGCCGCAACUGGAACUGCAAGAGGAAGAGGAGGAUGGAGCAGAGGUAGAGGAGUGGGAGAGGUAUGAGACCUACCACAAUGAUGUAACCAGCCAAGACCGCACCAAGGAGCGACUCUAUGAAAAGGAAAUAGAGCUGGUGUGGGAGAAAGGAGGGCCAGGACUUGUUUUUUACACCGAUGCCCAAGUCUGGAGAGAACAAGAAGGGGACUUCGAUGAACAGACUGCUGAUGAAUGGGAUGUUGAUAUGUCUGUCUAUUAUGAUAAAGGCGCUGGGGACAAAGAUGCACAAGACAGUGUGGGGAUGGUUCAGAGUGACCAGCUUCGUUCCGGCCAUCUUGCAGAGUCUGCUUUUAAGGCUCCAGCAGACCCUCCCAAGGAGAGAGAGGGAAAACUGCCAUCAAAAGGAAGGAAGAAAGGUCCUAAACCAGCACCAAAGAUUGGAGAGUUUGAAGCUCACACUCGUGGCUUUGGUAGGCGUUUGAUGGAAGCGCAAGGUUGGAAGGAAGGCAAAGGGUUGGGGCGCAACUCUGCAGGACUCCCCUAUGCUAUUGAUAGUGAUGGGCAACAUCCACGUAACAAAAAAGGCCUAGGAUAUUAUGGGGAAAAGCUACAAGGCUGGGGGGGUAGAAAUUCUACCUCCACCUCCACUGCUACCCGUCGACAGAAGCAGAGACGCACAGAAGGACCAGAGCCCCCAAGAAACAGCAAGUAUCCACGGCAAGGCGUGCUUACUCCUGGACCAGCUCCAGAGACUGAAGGCCACGAUGUGCACAUUUCCACUGUUUUUGACCGGCCACAGGAAGAGGACCCCCCUGCACCACCUCUUCGAACACAAGAACCUACAACACUCUCAUACCGCCAGAACUAUGUCACUUUUACAAAAGGUUCAGAAGAUUCCGAUUAACAAUGAACAUGAAAGUGAACUGUGAUGAGCAAGGAUGAAAUAGAUAGGAAAAUGUUUCUAUAUGAUUUUUUUUAUUUAUUAUGGAUGAUGAUAUAUUUUAUUCUUUGGAAGAAAGAUAAUAUAGAUAGGAAUAUGUUGCUAUAGGAUUUUAUAUUGUUAUUUUGAAGAAAGAGAAUAUAGAUAGGAAUAUGUUGCUAUAUGAUUUUAUAUUAUUAUUCUUUUGAAGAGAGAUAUUAUAGACAGGAAUAUGUUGCUAUAUGAUUUUAUAAGUUUAGUGGAUAUUAAUAUAUUAUUACCAUUUUUUA